AAAAAGGAAAACAAAUAAAAAAUGUUUAAAAAAUAUUUAUGCGUUUUUAGACACAUUCAAAAAUCAUAAAUUUAACAAGACAUUUUCAAAUAUUUCAGCCUCUAUUACAAAACAGUGUUAGUAGGGCACUAAAUCAUAUAAAUAUAUAUUUUAAGAGUUACCAAGGGAAUACUAAGACUAAUUGUCUGUCUUAAUGAAAUGUAGACACCAAAAGGGACACGUUCCUUAUUUUUAUUAAAUACAACAGCCUCCCCAGAGGCUCAAUAAUGGCCCAUUAUUUGCUCUGCAGAAAUGAAAACCAUCUCGGUCACCAUCUAAACUACUGCAGUGAACUGCGGCUGCUUUACCCUAACUAAUGACCUUCUUGCGAGGGCAAGAUGGUGGAAAAGUUUGAGAACGCAGUGAUCUUUUUUUUAAAGUAGCCUCCAUGUUUAGCAUGUGGGUCAGCUUUUUAUCUGCAAGCAGACAAAGGAGUGUCCUGAUUUUGAGAGUUCAAGGCGAGACGGAGUGAAAGUGGGAUGUGUGAUUGUGAGUUUAGGGACAUGAAAACCAGGUGGUUCCCAACGGCUUUGUGUUAUUUCAAGAAGCUUCGCUUCUCUGAGCUUUCGACCUAAAUUAGUCCAUUUCUACCCAGAUAAAAUUAUGCUUACUACGUUUGAACUUGCUUCGUCACGCUUCAAAUGUCUGUAAAGAUUGUGUCUUUGAUGCAGGAGAUGUUGAAGGAUGAGGUGCGGACGCUGACGUACCGGAACGCCAUGUACCACAACAAGCACGUGUUCAAGGAUAAAAUCGUCCUGGAUGUUGGCAGCGGUACAGGCAUCCUCUCCAUGUUCGCGGCCAACGCUGGUGCCAAACACGUGUACGGG
Messenger RNA from Oryzias melastigma (Indian medaka), 866 nucleotides. RefSeq names its product protein arginine N-methyltransferase 8-like. Gene Ontology annotation, molecular function: protein-arginine N-methyltransferase activity. Gene Ontology annotation, biological process: peptidyl-arginine methylation. Lineage: Eukaryota; Metazoa; Chordata; Actinopteri; Beloniformes; Adrianichthyidae. Gene Ontology annotation, cellular component: plasma membrane. The record is from RefSeq and is a predicted model, not a curated record.